GGAGGUGGUUCCAUGACGGUCAGAGCUGCAGCUCUGCAGCGCGCGCACAGACCUCAGACCAGCGGCCGGCUUGUUGGCAAUGCGAUCGGAAAAUCGCCCUGAUCCAGAGGACGUUUGCUGACACAUCUGCGGUCGCUCGGCCGCCUUUUCCCCCGCCUGCUUCAGCCUGCCUCGAAGAUGAAGUUAAAUACGAGCUGCCGUCAGGUGCCAGCCGCAUCCGAUGGAGCCCUGCUUUCCGUCUCGAUCAUCGACCAACCCCAUGCAGCACUUCCUUAUGUUGCGGUCCCAGCUGACAGAUUCUGACAUGGACUAUGAGAGGCCAAACGUUGAAACUAUCAAGUGUGUGGUGGUGGGAGACAAUGCAGUCGGAAAGACCCGCCUUAUCUGCGCCCGGGCCUGCAAUGCCACACUGACCCAGUACCAGUUACUCGCCACACAUGUGCCCACGGUCUGGGCAAUCGACCAGUACAGAGUGUGCCAAGAGGUGUUAGAACGCUCCAGGGAUGUUGUGGAUGAUGUCAGUGUGUCCCUUCGCCUCUGGGACACUUUUGGAGAUCAUCAUAAGGACCGGCGUUUUGCAUACGGCAGGUCUGAUGUAGUGGUACUCUGCUUCUCAAUAGCCAACCCAAACUCACUGUACCAUGUCAAGACCAUGUGGUACCCUGAGAUCAAGCACUUCUGCCCCCGUGCUCCUGUCAUCUUGGUGGGCUGUCAACUAGACCUGCGCUAUGCAGACUUGGAGGCAGUGAACAGGGCUAGGAGGCCCUUAGCUAGGCCAAUUAAAUCCAAUGAGAUUCUUCCUCCAGAGAGAGGCCGGGAGGUGGCCAAAGAGUUGGGAGUGCCAUAUUAUGAAACCAGUGUUGUGGCUCAAUUUGGAGUCAAGGACGUCUUUGAUAAUGCUAUCAGGGCUGCGCUCAUCUCUCGGCGCCACCUGCAAUUUUGGAAAUCUCACCUCAGAAAUGUCCAGCGGCCUCUCCUUCAGGCGCCCUUCUUGCCACCUAAACCUCCUCCACCCAUAAUCACUGUGCCUCCUCCCCCGACCACCACAGAGGAGCAUCCAGUCGGUCUUCUGGAGGACCCACACUGUGCUGACGUCAUCCUGGUCCUGCAGGAGCGACAGAAAAUCUUUGCACACAAAAUCUACUUGGCAACAUCCUCUUCAAAGUUUUAUGAUCUCUUUAGUAUGGACACACAGAAUGAGGAGUCUGAAAAGCCCCCUCGAGGUCCUCUCUCUGGACGAGAGCUGCUGAUGCGUGCUGCUAGCUUUGACGUUUGCGAAAGCAGUGAUGAUGGAGACAGGGCCAAUCUUAGGGCAUGCACUAGUGAUGGGACGUUAAAAGACUCUGAGGGGGGCCGGCGAGGUAGACUGCUUUCCUCGUGGAGCCGGGCGUUUGUCAGCAUCCAGGAGGAGCUGGUGGAUGACCCCGUCACAUACAGCCCCAGGCCCAUGACUGUGGUGCACAUGGACCAGUCCAUGCAGCUGGGCCCUUUCAGAGCAGUGCUGCGCUACUUGUACACAGGCCAGCUGGACGAGAACGAAAAAGAGCUAAUGCACAUUGCACACAUUGCUGAGCUGCUGGAGGUCUUUGACCUGCGGAUGAUGGUGGCAAACAUACUCAACAAUGAAGCCUUCAUGAAUCAAGAAAUCACCAAAGCCUUCCAUGUACGGCGCACAAACAGAGUCAAAGAGUGCUUGGCCAAAGGCACCUUUUCUGAUGUAGUAUUCAAGCUAGAUGAUGGGACCAUCAUGGCCCACAAGCCUUUACUCAUCUCUAGUUGUGACUGGAUGGCAGCUAUGUUUGGCGGGCCUUUUGUGGAGAGCUGCACCAAAGAGGUGCUGUUUCCAAACACAACUCGCAGCUGUAUGAGGGCAGUGCUCGAAUAUCUCUAUACUGGUCGGUUUUGUUCUCGGCCUGACCUGGACGCGAUGGAGCUCAUUGUUCUUGCCAAUCGUCUAUGCCUCCCCCACCUGGUUGCACUAACAGAGCUCUACACAGUAACAGUAUUGACUGAGGCAGCGAUGAUGGGGGCUGACAUUGAUGGAGAUGUGUUGGUGUACUUGGAUAUGGCCCAGUUCCACGGUGCCCAGCAGCUCACUGGCUGGUGUUUGCAUCACAUCUGCACCAACUACAACAGCGUCUGCCGCAAGUUUCCCCGCGACAUGAAGGCCAAGUCUACAGAAAACCAAGAGUACUUUGAGAAACACCGCUGGCCCCCUGUGUGGUACCUGAAAGAAGAUGACCACUACCAAAGAGCACGCAAGGAGCGUGACAAAGAGGACUACCUUUACCAGAGACGGCAAUGCAAACGCAAGUGGCUCUUCUGGAACCUUCCUUCUUCUCCUAAUUCAAACUCUCCCUCCUCUGGCUCGUCCGCUGUCAUCUGACUGAGCGGUAAGGCCAGGUCCACACUAAAGAACAUCAGGGUGGAUGAGAGCUGUGAAAGAAACGAUAGAGGGAGACAAGCACUGCUGGAUAGGUACGCCUGAGAUAUUCAGGCACACAUUUUCUCCCCGUGUUUGUUUGCCUCUGCUGUCAAACAGCACUCCUCCAGGUUUGCAAGGUCACCUCAAUCUGGUGGUUAAAGUAAUGUGUUUGUUCCUUAGAUUUUUAGCUUGGUGUGUGAGACUCAACUCUCAGUGAUUCGACUCUCACUGAAAAAAAUGGCACAGUGCAACUGGCGCAAAUAAUGACUUACAUUGAUUGUUCCACUAUCUAAUUUUUAGGUUUUAGAAAUAAGACUCUGCUGGCACAGAUCUCCACCUAUGAUCAUAAAUAUCAUCAACUAACCAGAACUGAUAACCAAGUGCUGCUUCUCAGCUGCAACAACCAGCAAUUCAACACAGAACUUCUCAGUCUCAGAGAUAAAAACACUUUGCCCUUAAGUGUUUGUACAAUCUACCACAUGAUGUGUACAGUAUGAUCUCGUCAACAGGAUGUAACAGUAGUGUAGCCUGCCAGGUCUCAGUUAAUGAAGUCACUCACUCUAAUCAUGCUGACUAUGAUUGCAUUAAUGAAAAUACAGGCAAGUUCAUUCUGCUUUUGAAUGUUUGUGUUACGGCUCACACAGCUCAAAGUACCGUGGGUCUGAACACUUAGCAUUUACGUAUUGUUAUCGUGUUAUUUGUGGCAUCUUGUCACAAAAGGGCUUUGAUUUACAUGAAUGCAUUCAGUGUCCUUAGACAUGAGGGGUCCUACAUCUGUAUUUUCUAUAAAGCGCAAGCAAAAAACAAAACCCAGACCAUAAAUAUUUCAAAUGUGUUGCUUGAUUGGCCCUUUAAGCACACAAUUUACCCCCAAAGGUUAACAUGAACAGCUUAGUCACCGUCACCAUGGACAGUAACACAUGAUGCAUCUUGAUCCAGUGUACCAUAUUUACAUGGCUACCUUUUCUCCUGUUGUCACCUUAAAGGUAUGAAGCUUAUAUGCUGCUAUUAUAUCGUACUACUGUGUUCCAUAGAAAAUCCUACAGAACAUCCAAUUAAAAAGAAAGUUAACAUUAUCAGUCCUUCUUUGAUAAGUUAGGCCAAAAAGGGCUAAUGGCUUAAUUCACCAAUUUCCAAAUAACAUUACCCUGAGCCAAGGCAUGCCUGAAAGCUUACCUUUGACUACCUAUCCUAUCAAUGCACAGUGGCUUAUGUUUUAAUUCCACCAUUAAUGUAUAAUACAGUCAUUAUUAUUGGCUAGGGAGUGGAUGACAGCUAACAUUAGCUGACCUCCUAAAGGGCAGCUAAUGUUAGCAUACAGCCAGGUCCAGCCAUUGACUUAAAAUGCUUUUAAGUAAUUUGACUGCUAACCAGGGAGUUCCUGGCUACUAGUAUUUGGCAAACUAUACUAUUAUUAGACCGUAGCUAAUUCUUUAAUUCUGCUAUUCCAAAAUAAUAAUUACUGUUAACUAGGGAGUGGAAGACAGCCAACAUCAGCUGACCUCCUUAGGACAACUAAUGUUAGCAUUUAGUCAUUUCCAGGUAUGACUUUAAAUUCUUCCAACUAAUUUGACUGCUGCCCAGGUUGUUCCUGACAGCUAACAUUGCUGUCUUCAUGAGGACAGCUAAUGUUAGUAAUAUUCUUCCUCCAGCUUAUUUUAAUGUUAAGAUUACAGCUAAGAGGCAUGGGUCACAUUCAGCCACUUCCUAGCUUUAAGCUAAGGAGUGGCUGAUAUUAGCAUUGGCUAGUCCAACAUGAUGAAAGAGAAGAAGAAACUUCUUAGCUAACAGCACAUCAUUGUUGCCCUGAGAUAAAGGAGAUAAGGAAAUCGACUAAUCAAAGGAAUUUUGAGUAAAAUACAAUUUAUUGAUGCUUGUUCUCUUUAUGCCAGCUCUGACUACACAAAUUCAGCCAGAUGCUCUGUCGCAGCUCAUCGUCAAACCUUGGGCACGAUUAUGAGCAUCUGGACGGACAAACACUCUUAAAGUGUGACAUAUUUAAGGACGCAUCCAAGACGCUCCACAACCAUGACUCAACAAGAAUAGCAUGUCAAACAUUUUCUUACAUCGUCAUCUAGGUGGACAGCCUGACCCUAUGACAGCAAUGUGAAUCCUGAUUCCAAAAAGCAUUUGCUCCUUAUCUUUGCAUCAUCAUCCUAUUUUUUUCUCCCUCCAGGGAACUAAUGAGUACAUUUAAUUUUAUAUUAUUUACGUUAUCACAUGCACACUUUAAGUUCUAAGGAAAGCCAGUCCAUAUUGUCCUCCUCUUGAUAUGUACAUAAUUGUUAUCCAUAAUCCAAUUUAGAAUAGUUUCUUGUUGCAAAGACCAUUACAAUCACAUAGAGCAUUAAUGUUGUGUCAUGGAAUGACACUCUUGGACCCAUCUCCCCAACAACCUGUAAACUCGCACAGUCAUGGAGACAGUCAGGUGACGUCAGCGUGUGAUAAGCGGCCAGAAUCACCCUUUUAGUUUUGCCAGUCUGUUAGCCAAGAUGGGACAAGUUUUUAGUCACAUAAUCUUACAUGGUGCCGUUAUGAAUAACAAAUAAAAUUGUGUAGUCUGAGCCAGCCUUUUGGAUCCUCCAAAGUUGUUGGAUAUACUGUUUAAUUCUGAAAUAUGGUCCAGUGUCCCUCUGGUUUUCACUGGCUGUCUUACCUGUUCAGUCAGGUGAAUGCUAAAGACUGUCUUUUCCCUCUUUAUUUUGACCUGAAAUCCUGCAGAAAAAUAUAAUUACUCUAUUCAAGCUUUCCACACUGAGAGUAUUGUCUGAGGAAAAGGGCUACCAUGUAAAUAUGGUGUAUAAAAGAUGUACAUGGGGCGCUCAAGCAUCAGUUACUGGUGGUGAUUUAGCCAUUAGAGUUCUAUGUGAGUUGAUGACAGGAUGUCCCCUGACCAUCUGCAGUUGGCUGAGCAAGACUUACGACGCAGGAGACUUCUUCAUGCCUGAGUGAAGUCAUUCGUACUCUCCUUCACACCUCAAACCCUUCUGGACUCUUCUCUGCAGAGACAAACACAGGAACCUCCAGUAGCAGCAUCCUGGUGGAAGUCACUACAGACAUUGUGUCAUGAACCGCUGCAGCAAAUGUAAAUGAAGCAACUGAAGAGUAUACAAGGUGGAGUUUGAAAUGUUUAAAGAAAUGAUUAGAUGAAAUCAUUUUCAUGAUUUGUUUUGCACAUUUUUACAGUAUGUUUAAGAUUGUCAUUUACUGUUGUACUUGAUUGUAGGGUGGACUUGUAAACGUGCUGCUUGGUGAAGAUGAGUAGUAAUAUAAAUUGUAUAAAAUAUCAGAUGAACUGCGAGUCACUUGCAGCACCCUGUUGUGUAGUUCCCUGAAAUUGUGCACUGCAGGCAGUGAGCAGAAUCAUACAGUAUUACUGAGUAAUACACAAACUGAUUAUAGACUUGACUUAUCCAACUUGCAUUUAGUUACCGUGCAGCUACAAACUGUUGUUAAAAAUAAUCAUUGUGCUGACCUCCAGUUACAUCAAUUAUAUACUGUAGUAUCCAUGCACAUUACAGGCAAUUCCAACAGUUGACAUAGUAGAGUAGGAUUACAGUGCAAGUAAAGUAGACAUGUAAAUUAUGAAGACUUCCAUAAAACAUGCCAUUGCCUUUUUUUUAAUACUGAUUGCAGCAUAUGCUCAAGAAAUCCUGCACAUUGUGGAUAAUACAGUCUCAGUUUUGACAGAUAUUAAAAAAAUAAACUGAAAAAAAGAGCUUAUAAGAACAAGGUGGCAUGACUCAAUUUAGUGACAAAACCAAGUUUUUGCUCGUGUUGUCUCCUGACCUGACAACCACAAUGCAUGAACUAAACAGAUAAAGCUCAUUCAUGGUCAUUUGAAGUGCAGGAUACUGAUCAGUGGGAGUGCUGGUGCUCUAAGCAGUGGCAUUAAAUUGUUCUCAAUUGCAUUUAUGUUUGGCUUUUUCUUAGUAAACACAAUGAAUCCCAUUUUGAAUACCUUUAUUAAUUAUUUUGGCCCUCACGGUCAGACAAAAGACAGAAGGUUAAUGCUGUUUAAUAAUGCUUGAAUUAAUCCUAAUUCUCUAAUUUACAAGACAUGUAAUAAUGUCCAGAUUUUACACUAAACACGCAAUGAAACAGCAGGAGGGUCUGCUUUGUUAUGAUUUGCCUUGGCAAUGUUUGAAUACAUUUCAUAGACAUGCAUUUCAUUCCUCAGUGCAUUGCAUUUCUCAGUGAAUCUUCUGCUGACGUUUUGCAUCAACAACACCUCACGCCUUAAUGUACAGUGUAGUGUAUGGUAUCGAAUGUAAAGUAGUGUUACUGUGGUUACUAGUUUGUUUGCUAUAUGUUUAGCCACCAUGGUGCUCUCUCUAGAUUGUGUCUGUAUUUGUAAAUGUACAUAAUCAUCAUUUGGGUAUAAAGCAAUUGAUGUUUGAUUCUGGGUAAUUCAAGGACUGUGCGUUAGUUUAAAACUACGCAGGGUUUGUGUGGUUAAGAACACAACUUAUUAAAAACCAUUAAGGCCAUAAUAGAAAAACUAAAUUACAAACCAUCAAUUUGUGACAUUAACCAUGAAACGAAUGCAGGGAUUUCAAAUUUGUUCUCAUUAUUUCUGAGCUGCUUUAUUCUAAUGUGCUCCAAUUUGGGAGCUUGCAUAAAAAAAGUGCUGAGAUGGUGUGACUACUGGAAGUCAUAUUUUAACUAAAACAUAUAAAUAAUUGUGUGAUGACUUGGAAUUCAAACUUGGCAUAGCCGUUGAUACAAGCUAUUGCAUAGUUUAACAUAGAUACUGUUUUUGUACUAUGCAUAUUGACAUGUCUGACUUUGAAACUACAAACUUGCACUGCUUUGUAGCACCAGGUUCUAAUCAAAACUGCAUUAGAUGGUACAGCAACAUUAUUUGACAUGUAGACAACAUCAGGUUAAAAAAAAAGAUCAGAUUAUAAAUUACUAAGAGGUUUUCAUUGGGGCCCUUUUCCAUAUGUUUGGGUGCUACUAUCACCGCUGCAGAGAAGCACAAACCAAAGGGAGCUUUAGCAGCACCAGGAAUAUAUUCUAUAUGCUGCACAAUCACUACUGCAUAGUUUAAGAGGCCUUGUUCAGAAAUGGUUGAAAAUCAAGUUUAAAAAAUACAAUAAAUGAAAAAAAAACUUGAAUGUUUUCUCAGUGUUUAAAGCCUAGAUGACGUUUUCCUUAGUCAUCAGGUAUUUUUGUUCUCAAGAGCUGUUUAUAUGGUUUAAGAGCUGUAAAUCUGAAUUUCUGUAGCAUGUGUUCUUGAAAAUGUGUAAAUAAUAUUUACUAAAUAAAAAAGGA
Messenger RNA from Cheilinus undulatus (humphead wrasse), 7702 nucleotides. Its product is annotated as rho-related BTB domain-containing protein 2-like. The record is from RefSeq and is a predicted model, not a curated record. Gene Ontology annotation, biological process: small GTPase-mediated signal transduction. Bases 221 to 2386 code for a protein of 721 amino acids. Gene Ontology annotation, molecular function: protein binding; GTPase activity; GTP binding. The transcript is spliced from 10 exons. NCBI's taxonomy places the organism in Eukaryota, Metazoa, Chordata, Actinopteri, Labriformes, Labridae.